AUGUUUAAUCAACGAGCAACUGCUGACAGGGUUCAAACCAAGAUCUAUCCUGCGGAUGCCAACCUAAUAGUGUCUCUCUUAGACAUCCAUGUCGCACCGCCGGCUCCGGGAGAAAGGCCAAAAGAGCCGCUGGAAAUACUUGAAGCGGGAACAGGUCACGGAUCAUUGACAUUACACCUAGCCCGGGCUAUUAACGCUGCAAACUCAUGUCCACCAAGGCGACCGCCUUGUUCACAGCGACAUAUACUCGAACUACCGGAAACCAAAAAGAAGCCCGCUGAGGAGAAGAAGGUGGUGGAGAAAGAGGAUCGUGAAGCUCAAGCUGAGAUUGAAGGGCUCCAACGCGAAUGGGAUGGAUGGCGUGCGCAACGUAAUGCCAUAGUCCACACCGUAGAAAUAUCCCCACUCUACUCCCAACAUGCAGAAAACAUUGUCCGCGGAUUCCGCCGCGGUAUCUAUGUAGGAAAUGUCGACUUCUACGUUUCCAGCGUUGAGAAAUGGAUCAAGGAGCAAGUGACGCGUCGUUCGACGAAUGAACGGUCGCCGGGCCCUUUCUUGUCUCAUGUCGUUCUGGACAUGCCCUCUGCACACCUGCGGAUCCCGCAUGUCGCCCCGAUCAUGAGAGAUGAUGCGGUCCUGGCUGUUUUUAUGCCGAGUAUAACGCAGCUUGGGGACUGCGUGGAUCUUAUUUUGAAACAGAAACUGCCGCUUUUUCAGGAAAAAGUCGUGGAGUUAGGUCCUGGCAUUAGCAGUGGGAGGCUCUGGGAGCUCCGGAUGGCGACGAAACGGAGUUCCAAUGACACUCUAAGUCAAGAAGCCAUUGCAGAAGAAAUGUCCGAUGAGUCGUCUGAGAGUGUUGCUGAUACGGAGGUAGAGGCUUUCACCAGUCUGUUAAAGAGAGAGAAGAUAAAUGGAGAUGAGGUACUCAUCUGCAGACCUCAGGUGGGGGCGAGAAUUGCAGGUGGCGGAUUUGUAGGGAUAUGGAGGAAAAAGAAAGCCUAG
Messenger RNA from Histoplasma mississippiense, 1002 nucleotides. RefSeq lists its product with no specific name. NCBI's taxonomy places the organism in Eukaryota, Fungi, Ascomycota, Eurotiomycetes, Onygenales, Ajellomycetaceae. The record is from RefSeq and is a predicted model, not a curated record. Gene Ontology annotation, cellular component: tRNA (m1A) methyltransferase complex. The coding region runs from base 1 to 1002 and encodes 333 amino acids. Gene Ontology annotation, biological process: tRNA methylation. The transcript has 2 exons.